UAAUCUCCCCACACUGUGUUUACUCCAUCUAUAUAUACAUUCAUCCAUCUCCGUUACAUUUUCAGUCAUAAAAUAAUACAAGAAACUUCCUUCUUUACACUCUAAUGGAGUCUGCAAAAGUCCCCAAGUCAUUCGGUUGUUUCUCUCAGAAGGGUUUGCUCGUAAGACUAAGUAGCUUUCGUUCGAAAAGCAACAACACUUCAAACUCCAGUUCACCUACGUUAAUGUCUCCUAAACCCUCAAAACGAAACACCAAUAACAGACAACAAGAUUUCAGGUGGGUUUUCGCUCGUUUUGACACUGACAACGAUGGAAAGAUUUCAGCUUUAGAGCUUCGAUCAUACUUCGGGUCCAUUGGAGAAUACAUGUCGCACCAGGAGGCUCAGUGCGUGAUUGACGAUUUGGAUGUUGAUGGUGAUGGGUUUAUUGAUUUUGAUGAUUUUAUGAGGCUGAUGAAGGUGAAAGAUGAGAGAGAUGAUGUUAAAGCAGCGUUUGAGAUGUUUGAGCAUGAGAAGGGGUGUGGACAGAUUAGUCCGAAGAGUUUGCAGAAGACCCUGAGUCGACUCGGGGAAUCGAAAAGUUAUGAUGAGUGUUUGCAGAUGAUUAAGGUGUUUGAUGUUCAUGGUAAAGGAGGUGUUGAUUUCAAUGAGUUUCAGCGGAUGAUGAUGACAUAAAUUGUAAAUUUAAGUUCGUGUGUCAAUAAUCAGACUAUAAAUUUCAAUCCAAGUUUAAAUGUCAAUUAAGUACUA
This is a messenger RNA of Lactuca sativa (garden lettuce), 749 nucleotides long. It is a transcript of the gene CML41, whose product is annotated as calmodulin-like 41. The record is from RefSeq and is a predicted model, not a curated record. Lineage: Eukaryota; Viridiplantae; Streptophyta; Magnoliopsida; Asterales; Asteraceae. Gene Ontology annotation, molecular function: calcium ion binding.